Aspergillus thermomutatus is the source of this 1671-nucleotide messenger RNA. Its product is annotated as putative plasma membrane antiporter. NCBI's taxonomy places the organism in Eukaryota, Fungi, Ascomycota, Eurotiomycetes, Eurotiales, Aspergillaceae. Gene Ontology annotation, cellular component: plasma membrane. Gene Ontology annotation, biological process: regulation of membrane potential; sodium ion export across plasma membrane; proton export across plasma membrane. The transcript has 9 exons. Bases 1 to 1671 code for a protein of 556 amino acids. Gene Ontology annotation, molecular function: sodium:proton antiporter activity. The record is from RefSeq and is a predicted model, not a curated record.
AUGAUGUUACACCCUAUUCUCGAUAUUGAUAACUUCAAUGUUGUAUUGGCGGUUAUAAGCACAUACAUCCUCUUAUUCGGAUUCAUAUCGCUGAAAAUCAAACAAAGAUGGUACUUGGGUGAAGCUUUGCCUGCUUUCCUGACCGGCGUCGCUUUUGGACCGGCUGCUGCGAGGUUUCUCAAGAUUUCCCAAUGGACCCGUGACGAUAGCGAUGGAGACCACGAUGUCACCUACGACUUGGCUCGCCUGGUCAUUGGCAUCCAAUUAGUCAAAGUUGGAUAUCAAUUGCCGAAGAAAUAUCUGAAGGAACGGUUCAAGGAAAUGACCAUCUGCUUACUUCCACUCACUGCCAUCGGUUGGCUUGCGACAUCUGGAUGCAUCAUGCUCAUGAUUCCACCAUGCACCGAUCCGAUCCUAUCUCAAGCAAUUGCAAAGGGCCCUUUUGCCGACAACUAUGUUCGUCGUCCUCUCCGUGAAUUCAUCUCGUCCGAGGCAGGGGGUAACGACGGAUUUGGCUUUCCCUUCCUACUACUGGCUGUGGCACUUUUGCGGUACGCCGAGGCACCUGAGAACACGGUCAGUCUGGAAGAGUUUGAUUUGGCAAGGGGGAUCCCGGACUCGCUGGGCACGGCUGAUAUCGGACGUUUCGGCGGUGGAGUUACCCGCGCUAUGAGGCACUGGGCUAUCGAAGGUGUGCUCUAUAUGAUGGUAUUGGGCUCGGGAUAUGGUGCUCUCAUAGGCUUCGUCAGCCGCAAACUUCUCAAUAUCGCUUCUAAGAGGAGAUGGAUCGAUAACGAAUGUUUCUCCCUCAUGCCUGUGGCUGUCGGGUUAUUCAUUGUCGGCACGUGCGGUUGCUUCGGUUCCGAUGAGACGUUGGCUUGUUUCGUCGCCGGGAACGCAUUGAACUGGGACGGUCUGUAUCACGCGGAGUCGCAAGCCCGGCAUGAUGCCUUCAACUCGACACUGGAAACGCUGUUGAAUUUCGGGACAUUCAUGUACCUCGGCGCGGUUAUGCCAUGGGAUCAGUUUCAUAUGCCGGACACGACGGGUAUCACAGUCUGGCGGCUGAUCGCAUUGGGAUUCCUGAUUCUGGUUUUUCGUCGUAUGCCGGCGAUUCUGCUUGGGUACCGUUUCAUGCCAAAGGUGUGCAGUAACUGGAAGGAAGCCUUGUUCAUGGGAUACUUUGGACCGAUUGGUGUGGGGGCGAUUGCAUAUGCAGAAUACACCCGUCGAUUAUUCCCAGCCCCUGGGAAGAGUGACCGAGAAAUCAACAAUUUGACUGCUGCCAUCACUCCAGUUGUAUACUGGCUGGUUCUUUUUUCCAUCAUCAUCCACGGCCUGUCCGUCCCCGCGCUCAACGCUUUAUACAAGAUAUUCAAGGUCCCCUGUAUCUGCGAUCAUCCGGUGGAAGUCGCCCUUCUUUCGGAGAAUGAGCCCCUCCCGAAUAACAGUACGGUUGAUCGGGGGCGACACUCGAUGAUCGUGAACAACCGCUUUUCCCGAUCGCCGGACGACGAGGAAGCGCAAACGAGACGAUCCUCUCGCGACGAUACAGAGGCGAUACUGAGACAGAGUGAAGAAAGUCGCUCUGGUGGAAGCGCCGAUCGACCCUGCACGCAAGAGUCCAUGCAAAAAGUCGACCGAGCGGUUGAUACGACGGAAAUGGUUUGA